This is a messenger RNA of Verticillium alfalfae VaMs.102, 1257 nucleotides long. RefSeq names its product L-lactate dehydrogenase. The transcript has 4 exons. The record is from RefSeq and is a predicted model, not a curated record. Gene Ontology annotation, molecular function: oxidoreductase activity. Bases 1 to 1257 code for a protein of 418 amino acids. Lineage: Eukaryota; Fungi; Ascomycota; Sordariomycetes; Glomerellales; Plectosphaerellaceae.
AUGACCGUCAUUGAUGAAUAUAUUACGAUCCUCAAGAAACGGGCAAAUUCGGCAUGCUUUCUACCAUGCAACCGGAUACCAUGCAGUCAGACGCCCAGCCUCAUUAAUCCGCAUACUAGACCUGUAAAGGCACCAUGUCAGAACCAAAUGUUCCCCCAUAUCAAGCAUCCGAGGGGCAAGUGCCCUUGUCCAAUACCCGUCAGUAUCUUAAACCCUAUCCUCCCCGUCCUGGAUAGCAGGGAACCAACAACCUCAGAUGCUGACAAACUUGAACAACUCGCCAAGGAGAAACUCACUGAGAACGGCUGGUUCAACGCCUCAUCCAACGCCGGCCUCUCCCACACCCACCUCGCCAAUCGCCAGGCCUUCUUCCGCCACAAGAUUCUGCCGUGCCAGCUCGACGACACAAACGACCGAUGGACGCGCACCACCCUGUUCGGCCAGGACGUCUCAGCCCUCUUUGACAUCGCCCCAGUGGGCAUCAAUAAAUUCUAUCGUCCGCGCGGCGAGCUCCCCGUCGCCCUUGUCGCUGCCGAACUCGGCCUGUCCUCCACUCUGUCCACCACAGGCUCGUGUUCUAUGGAGGACGUGGCGUCGGCCUACGAUGUCGACCGCGCGGCGGCGUGCACAGCCGGGGCAGCCAACGUCAGAGUCCUGGAGGCGGCGCGCUUCUUCCAGCUCUACAUGCCACAUGACGAUGAGCUGACCCUCAGCUGGCGGCACGACGACGCCGCGACGUUCAACUAUGCUUUUGACCGCGGCAUCGGGGCUGACCUCGGCCUCCCCGACCCCGUCUUUCAAGUGCGGCUCCAGGGAAAGGGCAUCGAUCCGGCGAAACAGCCCAAGGAGGCAGCCGUCAUGUGGAUCGACAGGAUCUGGCACGGCUGCGCCUGGUCUUGGGACAAGGCCGUCUGGGCGCGCGAGACGUGGCGCGAGAUCAGCGGCGGCAAGUCCUUCCUCAUCAAGGGGAUCCAGCAGGUCGACGACGCCGAGAGUACGGCGGAUCUCGGGGUUGCGGCGGAUAUCGUCAAGGCGCUGGCGCUAGGUGCCAAUGUUGUGCUCGUUGGGCGGCUCUGGAUCUGGGGGCUCAGCAUCGUGGGCGAGUCUGGCAUUCGUCAUGUGCUCGUGGGCUUGGUAGCGGAUCUGGACCUCUUGAUGAACGUCGCGGUGAUCAACAGUAUUGGGGAUAUCACUCAGGAUUCGACGGAGUCUCCGCCGCCGUCGUGUGCCUCACUCAACGAGAAGAGCAAGCUGUAG